Messenger RNA from Xylaria bambusicola, 3225 nucleotides. Its product is annotated as glycoside hydrolase family 20 protein. The transcript is spliced from 8 exons. Bases 1 to 3225 code for a protein of 1074 amino acids. The record is from RefSeq and is a predicted model, not a curated record. Gene Ontology annotation, biological process: carbohydrate metabolic process. NCBI's taxonomy places the organism in Eukaryota, Fungi, Ascomycota, Sordariomycetes, Xylariales, Xylariaceae. Gene Ontology annotation, molecular function: monooxygenase activity; heme binding; oxidoreductase activity, acting on paired donors, with incorporation or reduction of molecular oxygen.
AUGCUGCUCUCGCUUUGGCUUCUUGCUUCGCCUGUGCUGGCUAUCUGGCCUCAGCCGUCAUCCAUAAGUACUGGAGAGUCAACGCUCUGGAUUAAGUCCGGGCUAUCAGUCAGUUAUAAUGGAAAGAAUGGGGGUGUGGGACGUGCCAUGGACAACAUCAUACAUAAGAACUUUGUGCCCUGGAUGUUGUACAACCGCAUGGAGCUUGAGGCCUCUGAACCCAGCCUUUUCAAGCCCAAAACUUACAUCACUCAUCUCGAUAUCACCCAGACUGGUAAAGAUACCUCCAAGACAUUCAAGCCUUUAGCCGGCGAGGUUGACGAGUCAUACACCUUGAAUGUGGACAAGCGUGGAAAAGCUUCCAUCACUGCUGUAUCCUCGACAGGUGUUCUCCGAGCAUUGGAGACGUUUUCUCAGCUGUUCUACCAACACUCGAAAGGUCAAUUCUUCUACACCACAUCUGCUCCUGUUAAAAUCACCGACAAGCCUGAAUACGAUCACCGUGGUAUUUUGUUCGAUGUCUCUCGAAGCUUUUUCCCCCUGGAGUCCAUCAUGCGCACCAUUGAUGCUAUGGCUUACAACAAGAUGAAUCGUAUCCACAUCCACAUAACCGACUCCCAGUCCUGGCCGUUGGAAAUUCCCGCAAUGCCAGAACUCCACGAGAAAGGCGCCUACGCUCGAGGCAAGACUUAUAGCCCAAGUGACCUAGCUAAAAUCCAGCAGUACGCAGUCAAUCGUGGUAUCCAACCUAUCAUCGAGAUUGACACUCCCGGUCACUUUGGAAUUGUUGCCCUCUCACACCCGGAUAUUGUUGCCGGCUGGGACUCAACACCCUGGACCUCAUACUGCGCUGAGCCGCCUUGCGGUCAAAUUCGCCUCAAUGAGCCCAAGGUUGACCCCUUCCUGGAUAAAUUGAUGGAUGAUCUCCUACCACGACUCUCCCCGUACAGUGCUUAUUUCCACACUGGCGGAGACGAGGUCAACUUCAACAUGUACACUCUCGACCCCACCGUUGGCACCAACGAUUCCGCCGUGAUUGUGCCGCUUCUGCAGAAAUUCAUUGACAAGCACCAUGCCCGUGUACGAAAGGCUGGUCUCGUGCCUUUCGUGUGGGAGGAGAUUCCUGUGGACUACAACGUCACGAUUGGCAAGGACGUGGUCGUCCAGUCCUGGCUCGGCGACGAGGCUAUUGCAUCGCUCACGGCCGAUGGUCACAAGGUUAUUACUAGCAACCAUGAUUAUUGGUACCUCGACUGCGGCCGUGGUCAGUGGCUGAACUUUGCUGGUGCUGAUCUCGAAACCUACUACCCUUUCGCCGACUGGUGUUCCCCUUACAAGAACUGGCGCCUGAUCUACUCUUACGACCCCCGCGCUAACCUGACGGCCGAGCAGGCCAAGCUUGUGCUCGGUGGCGAGCUCGCGGCUUGGAGCGAGUCGAUUGAUGACGCCACCAUCGACGAUAUCCUGUGGCCACGCUCCAGCGCCGCAGGUGAGGUUCUAUGGUCAUCACCUGAGGGCCGCGCACAGAUCGAGGCUGCCCCUCGUCUGGCUACGUUCCGAGAGUACAUGAUCGCGAGAGGCAUCAAGUCUGCCACUGUUCACAUGCCCUACUCUCCUUUUGAUAUGGCUUUGGUCGAGCAAUUACUGGAGCGUGCUUCGGCACGAUCCGUUAUCUUCUUUCUGACCGUGGCAUUCACGCUAUGGAUAAUUUACUUGAAGAUUGAUCAGUCGAUACGACUCCGAAGACUGGGGGCCCGGGCCCCGAGGGUUGUUAGCCGAUGGCCGUUUGGUCUGGACAUCGUGAUGAAGCAGGUGGAAGCCACGAAGAAGCAUAAGAGCUUGGAAACUUUUCGGGAAAUAGUGAGCCCGUCUACGAACUUCACCGCGGAGACCCAGCUACUGGGACGUCGCAUACUUUUCACAGCAGAUCCUGAGAACAUCAAGGCAAUCUUGGCCACGCAGUUCUCGGAUUAUGGCAAGGGAGAACCCUUCCACCGCGAAUGGGAGGAGUUCCUUGGUGAUAGCAUCUUCGUUACGGAUGGGCCGUCCUGGCACGCGAGCCGACAGUUACUCCGUCCUCAGUUCUCGAGGGAGCGCAUCAGCCAUUUACACACGUUCGAAUCUCACCUAGAGACCCUGUUCAAAGCGAUCGCGAAUGGUGGCGCUUUGAAUGGUCCUUAUCAGGAUGUCGACUUCGAGGCCGGAAAUGGCAAGCCACUGGAGAUUAGUGAGUUAUUCUUCAGAUAUAGCUUGGAUGUAUCGACAAGCUUUCUACUCGGCAAAGACGUGCAAUCGCUCACAAACCCUCGUGAACCAUUCGCUGAGGCCUUUAAUGAAGUGCAACGGAUCCAGAGCCUCAGAGCGCGCGCGGGUCCGUUGCAAUUCCUGGUGCCCCGCACGUCAUUCCGUCGUGGCCUAAAAGUAGUCGAUGAACUCUGUGACAUCUACAUCGAUGAGGCGCUAAAACUCAGUCAAGAGGAGCUGGCAACUAAGACCAAGUCGGAUCACGACUACACGUUCCUGCAUGAGCUUGCACAGUUCACCCGUGAUCGUAAAGUGCUACGUGACCAGCUAGUAGCCGUGCUCCUGGCUGGGCGUGAUACAACGGCGGCGACGCUUUCAUGGGCAAUAUAUGAGCUUGCACGUCAUCCGGAUGCUGUGCGAAAGUUGCGUAAUGAAAUCAUCGAGACACUCGGCCUCACGCGCACGCCGACAUACGAAGAUCUGAAGAGUAUGAAGUACCUCCAGUACGUGGUCAACGAGAUACUGAGGCUGUACCCCGUUGUGCCGUUCAACGUGCGUCUGGCGCUGAAGGACACGACGCUGCCUCGCGGCGGUGGAGCUGAUGGCACCCAGCCAGUCGCUGUGCUCAAGGACACGCCGAUUGGGUACUCGACGCUCGUGAUGCAGCGACGUCCGGACCUCUACCCAGCGGUCUCGGAAAAGUUUCCCGACCCAUCGGAAUUCUGUCCAGACCGCUGGUUCUGGUGGCAACCUCACCCCUGGCAGUACAUCCCGUUCAACGGGGGCCCGCGUAUCUGCAUCGGGCAGCAGUUUGCGCUGACCGAGAUCACGUACGUGCUCACGCGCAUGUUCCAGCGCUUCGAGCGCGUUGAGAGCUUCAUGUUCGAGAUUGAUGGCGGGAAACCCACGCUUAAAUCUGAUAUCGUUAGUCAGCCGGGGGAUGGUGUCAAGGUUGCAUUUUGGGAGGCAAAGAAACCCUGA